Messenger RNA from Cinclus cinclus, 1362 nucleotides. It is a transcript of the gene SMTNL1, whose product is annotated as smoothelin like 1. Gene Ontology annotation, molecular function: protein binding. Lineage: Eukaryota; Metazoa; Chordata; Aves; Passeriformes; Cinclidae. Gene Ontology annotation, biological process: actin cytoskeleton organization. The record is from RefSeq and is a predicted model, not a curated record. The transcript is spliced from 7 exons. Gene Ontology annotation, cellular component: filamentous actin; microtubule organizing center. The coding region runs from base 1 to 1362 and encodes 453 amino acids.
AUGGGGGGCACGGGCAAGUUCACGGCGUCUUCGGGGGUCACCCCAGUGACAUCGUUAUGUCCCUGCAGCAGUGACCGCAGCAACAUGGAAGCUCUGGGAGACGCUGAAACCCCGGCCGCUGGCACCCCCUCCUCGGACACCCCGGCCCCUGGCACCCCCACCUCCAACACCCCUAGCCACAUCAGCCCCACCCCGGACACCCCGGCCCCUGGCACCCCCUCCUCGGACACCCCGGCCCCUGGCACCCCCACCUCCAACACCCCUACCCACGUCAGCCCCACCCCGGACACCCCCUCUGACCCCGCCGCGGGGCCGGGGAAGGGCAGCGGGGAGGCGACGACUCCUCAGGGUGGGGAGGAAUCUCUGGAAGCGGGGGGCGAUGUAGGGGACACGAGGGGUGAACGGAAGAACACGGGGGGUGAAGGGGAGGAUACGGGGGGUUCAGGGGAGUGCGAGGGGGGAAAGGCUGCCGGGGAUGGCGGGGCAGAAAUACCCAGGGGUGCCGGGGGCGAGGCUGGGGAUGGUGGUGGCGAUGCCGAGGCAGGGACAGCCGGGGACACGGAGGAGGGUACCGGAGGGAGUACCGAGGAGGUCACCAGGGGAGAAGCGGCGCCGGCAGCAGCGGGCAACACUCGGCGCCGACAGGAACCCACUUGGCUUCAGGACGAGGAUGACGAGCUGUGGCCUGAGUUCCCUCCCUGCUCGUCCCAAGAGGGGACCACCAGCCCCACGACCCCCACGUCCCCCACGUCCCCCACGUCCCCCACGUCCCCCACGUCCCCCACAGCUGGCACCACCGAGGACACGGGGGGCAGCAAGAGGGGUGCUCCAGCAGCAGGAGCACGGGACAAGGCAGCCCCUGGUUCGGCAGGGCAGAGACUGAGGCCGGAGGGGGCUGGGGGACGGCCACGAGUGGGGUCCCGGGCACAGGGGCGCUCUGCCAUCCUGGAGAAGUUCGGAGGGGCUGCCAAGGGCCCAGCCCCACACCUGCGGCGCUCAGGGGGGGCCGCCACGGUUAAGACGAUGCUGCUGGAGUGGUGCCGUGCCCGCACCCGCGGGUACCCGCACGUGGACGUGCAGAACUUCUCGGGGAGCUGGGGCAGCGGGCUGGCCUUCUGCGCCCUCCUGCACAGCUUCUUCCCCGAUGCUUUCGACUUUGCCACCCUGGAGCCCAACGCCCGCCGGGACAACUUCGCCCUGGCCUUCGCCACUGCCGAGGAGCGGGCGGGCUGUGCCCCGCUGCUGGAGGUGGAGGACAUGGUGCGGCUGCCGGUGCCCGACGCCAAGUGCGUGUACACGUAUGUGCAGGAGCUGUACCGCUGCCUGGUGGCCAAGGGGCUCGUGAAGACCAAGAAGCGCUGA